Molecule: messenger RNA, 1254 nt
Organism: Dipodomys ordii (Ord's kangaroo rat)
Lineage: Eukaryota; Metazoa; Chordata; Mammalia; Rodentia; Heteromyidae
Product: double-strand-break repair protein rad21-like protein 1
Exons: 9
Biological process (GO): synaptonemal complex assembly; replication-born double-strand break repair via sister chromatid exchange; mitotic sister chromatid cohesion
Cellular component (GO): cohesin complex; synaptonemal complex
Molecular function (GO): chromatin binding; protein binding
Source: RefSeq, a predicted model, not a curated record
AUGUUCUAUGCCCAUGCACUUUUGAGUAAGCGUGCACCAUUGGCCAAAGUAUGGCUGGCAGCUCACUGGGAGAAGAAGCUCACCAAGGAUCAAGUAUUCAAAUGUAAUAUACAGAAAACCAUUGGAAAAAUUAUUUCACAGAAGGUGAAGUUUGCACUUCGAACUUCGGGACAUCUUCUUUUGGGAGUUGUUCGAAUCUAUAAGAGGAAGGUGAAGUAUCUUUUGGAAGAUUGCAGUGAAGCAAUUGUUAAAAUGAAUAUGACAUUUUGCCCAGGACUGAUUGACCUCUCAAAAGGGGAAUUAGAAGCAUCUUACAGUGCUGUCACAUUUGAAGAAGAAUUUUAUGAUUUUGACACUGAUAACAUGAAUACUAUCGAUGCAUCUGAACACUUUGCUCCAAACCAAAGUAGACCGGAGGAAAUUACACUUAAAGAAGAUUAUGGUAAGGUUCUACCUUUGUAAGCACAGAAGUUUGGGGAAGGAUCUCAGAUUCGCAGAGGACAGAGCUUUGUGGAAGGGAAUACAUUGCUGAGCUUCAGUGUCCCUUUAUCAGAACAUAGUACUGGAAACCUCACUGGAGAAAAGUCUUUGAUGUGUAACAAUGGGGAUGGAUUUGGAGAUGAAGGAGCUUCUGAAACAAUGGCAGCAAAACCAGAUUAUUCAGAUGGAGCGUGUUUCAAUUCAGAUGACAUAUGCUUCCCAGAGAUUGAAAAGAAGGAUGCAACAACCUUAACAACUAAGCAGGAACGAUUCAUUCUUCAUCCAAUUGGUAUUUCCGACACUCUCAAGCCUAUAGAAUUUGCACCACCCACACGAAAAUUAAUGUUGUUGAAGGAGAGGGACCAAGCGAGUACACUUUUAUCGACACCAAGCCAGUAUUUGGUUUCUGAUAAGUUGAAGAAGUUGUUUCCAAAUUGCCUUUUGCCUUCUGGUUUGAAAUCUCGAAGAUUAGUGAAGAGGAAGCUAGAGGAAGAAGAAAAUUGCUACAAAGAUGGGAGCUGGUUUGCCCUAGCUGUGGGAGUUAGUUCAGGCUGCCAGCUGCUGCUCCUCAGCCUCUCACCCUCUGGCUCAUCGUGGUCCUGGGAAGAACGCAUGGCAGUGGAGAGUUCCACAUGUGAAACUGAUUUUGACCAUAUUGCUGCCACACCACCUCCACUAGAACCUAGCACUGCUUGGUUUCUUCCUGCCGCUGAAGCCAAGAGCUGGAGGACCAACAGGAACCACUGUCAUCACUGGUAUUUGUGGGAGUUUUAG